AUGGAGGCUGCCUACCUCCAGCGCUCAGAGGAGUCCCAGUUCAACGACUCUCCCAAACCCCAAUCAUGCUGGUCAAAGAGAGGUGGUGCUGAAGUCCACGGAGGACCCUCUCUGCCUGAGAAGACAUCCCCUGCAUCAAAGACACUCUCCUCCCUGACUGAUCCUUUGGCUCCCGCAUCAGCAGGGCUGCCUCCCACCAAGACGCCUCUGAGUUGGGAGGGCCUUUCCCAGGUGGGAGCUGGGCUUCAGAACAUGGGGAACACUUGCUACGUGAAUGCAACCCUACAGUGUCUGACCUACACAGAGCCCCUCGCCAGCUACAUGCUGUCCCAGAAGCACGGGACAGCCUGUAGGAAGCAGACAUCCUGCAUGCUGUGUACUCUGCAGGCUCACAUGACCCGGGUUCUCUGCCAUCCUGGACGUGUGCUCCGGCCCCUGCCGCUCCUGCUCGCCGCCUUCCACACACACAAGCAAGAAGAUGCCCAUGAGUAUCUCAUGUUCAUUCUGGAUGCAAUGCAGCAAGCAUGCUUGCCUGAGGACAAGCCCUCAGACUCUCAGCAUGCUCAGGACAGCACCCUCAUCCAGCAUAUCUUUGGGGGGUACUGGAGGUCGCAAAUCCAGUGUCUCCACUGCCAAGGCAUUUCCAGCACUCUGGAACCUUACCUGGACAUCAGCCUGGACAUUGGGGCUGCUCAGAGUGUCAGCCAAGCUUUGGAGCAGUUGGUGAAGCCCGAAAUGCUUGAAGGUGAAAAUGCCUACCAUUGUAGUAAGUGUCUAGAGAAGGUGCCUGCGUCCAAGGUGUUGACUUUGCACACUUGCGCGAAGGUCCUCAUCCUGGUCUUGAAACGAUUCUCAGACUUCACAGGCAACAAAAUGACUAAGGAGGUGCAAUAUCCUGAGUGCCUUGACAUGCAACACUACCUGUCUGAGCAGAGGGCAGGACCCUUGGUUUAUGUGCUCUAUGCCGUGCUGGUGCAUGCUGGGUGGAGUUGCCACAGCGGACAUUAUUUCUGUUUCGUAAAGGCAGGAAAUGGCCAGUGGUAUAAAAUGGAUGAUGCUAAGGUCAGCGCCUGUGUUGUGACUUGUGCCCUGCGCCAACCUGCCUAUGUCCUCUUUUAUAUGCAGAAGACCGAUAUGGAAAGAGACCUUGUGAGUGAGUCAGUCGAGGGAGGAAUCGCAUCUCCAGAGGCAGACCCCGCGGUUGUGGGUGAGGCCUCAGGAGAGAGCACAAGGGAUCCCGCUGUGAACCUUGCUGAGUCGGAGGAGCAUGGGGAAGAGACCUCAAGGCAACAAACCACAUUAGACCAGGGGAGAUGCCUCCAAGAACGCAACCGACCUAAGCCUGAACUUCAUGUCAGGAGAAGAGAAAUUGCUCUUCCUGAGAAUGCAGUCAUCCUUCACCACUCCAAAUACAGACAUGAGAUGCCCAAGAAUCAUCCUCAGCAAACCAUGGACCUGCUCAACACUGCAGCUGGGAUGAUCCCACCUCAGGUGGCCGGGGACGUGGCCAAAGCCCCAUGUGUGCCAGGGAGAGCCAGACCAACCAAGAGGACAAGUAAGAAGGGACAGAGGUCUGGGGAAGUAGUGCAGGGAUGUGUCUACUAA
Molecule: messenger RNA, 1605 nt
Organism: Nyctereutes procyonoides (raccoon dog)
Lineage: Eukaryota; Metazoa; Chordata; Mammalia; Carnivora; Canidae
Product: ubiquitin carboxyl-terminal hydrolase 17-like protein 6
Exons: 1
Coding region: 1-1605 (534 amino acids)
Biological process (GO): protein deubiquitination; regulation of apoptotic process
Cellular component (GO): nucleus; cytosol
Molecular function (GO): cysteine-type endopeptidase activity; cysteine-type deubiquitinase activity
Source: RefSeq, a predicted model, not a curated record